Maylandia zebra (zebra mbuna) is the source of this 4590-nucleotide messenger RNA. RefSeq names its product epithelial cell transforming 2 (gene ect2). The record is from RefSeq and is a predicted model, not a curated record. Gene Ontology annotation, molecular function: GTPase activator activity; guanyl-nucleotide exchange factor activity. Gene Ontology annotation, cellular component: nucleus; cell cortex. Lineage: Eukaryota; Metazoa; Chordata; Actinopteri; Cichliformes; Cichlidae. Gene Ontology annotation, biological process: activation of GTPase activity; regulation of cytokinesis, actomyosin contractile ring assembly; mitotic cytokinesis.
UUGAGCUGGAGCAGCACACUGACACCGUCUCUGCAAUAGUGUCGAGUAGUUAGCUGUCAACAAACUGAAGUAGUCAUUUUGGACUAUUGUCAUUUAUAAAGACCAACAUGCAUUGAUACUAGACCUGUGAUUUUACGGAGCGACGUUACAGCUGUUUUAAAGAGCGUUUUGAACCGAAGAGGAAUUGUGACGAGUUCUUAAUUGUGUUGUUGACUUACUAGCUUGGUGGCUAGCUAGGUCAGCUAGAAAGCUUGUUAAAUAUUACUGAUUCAGCGGCCAGUUGAGAUUCAUUAGCUAGUUUUUUUUUUUUUUUUUUUUAGAAGGCAUCAAAACAGUCGGUUCCUGCCAUGGCUGACAGCAGCAUAUUGACUUUAGGGACAGCUCAGAGUCUGUUGGUGGAUUCUUCGGUCUAUGAUUCCAGGAUUGCUGAAACCACCAAGGAUCAUGUAUUUCUGGGCAUGGGAUGUGAAGAUGGGGAAGAUAUGCUGCCAAAAGUGGAGACACGGGUUGUUCUGGUGGGAGAAGCAGGCAGAAAUAGAGAGCUGGCCAAAGCACUGCAGGCCAUCAGAGUAAUGGAGGUACCUGUGGUAAAGAUAAGAAAAGGCGAGGCGGGUGCCGAGGAGAAAAUGAUGAUAAAAUCUAUAGUCAAUAUGGACAUCAACACCCCAUUCAUAAUGACAGAUAGCGUCCAGGAGUUUGGGGAUGGAGAGAACACUGAGUUUGAGACGGUGUUUGUUCUCACACAAUUUGAUUCUCCUGAAUACAACUACCUCUACAAACAUGAACACCGCAUUGUUGGGCCUCCUGUUGUGCUGCACUGUGCUGCGAAGGAUGAACCUCUCCAGUUUUCAUGUCGACCUCUCUACUCCACCACCAUGUUAAACCUGUCUCUGUGUUUCACUGGAUUCAGGAACAAAGAGGAAAUGAAAAACUUGGUGAAUCUGGUUCAUCACAUGGGUGGGACCAUACGGAAAGACUUUAGCACAAAGGUCACUCAUCUUGUUGCAUACUCCACUCAUGGAGAGAAAUACAGGCUGGCAGUGUGCAUGGGGACACCCAUCCUCACUCCAUCAUGGAUUCUUAAGGCCUGGGAAAGAAGAGAUGAUGUAAAUUUCCACGCAGGUGACGAGGAGUUUCGAACUGAGUUCAAAGUGCCCCCGUUUCAGGACUGCGUUCUCAGUUUUUUGGGGUUUUCUGAGGAAGAGAAGGCCAACAUGGAAGAGAGGACUCUUAAACACGGUGGCACGUACCUUGAGGUUGGAAAUGAAAGAUGUACGCACAUGGUUGUGGAGGAAAACCUGGUAAAGGAGCUACCAUUUUCUCCCUCCAAGAACCUAUUUGUGGUCAAACAAGAGUGGUUCUGGGGAAGUAUUCAGAUGGAUGCUCGAGCUGGAGAAUCCAUGUACCUCUAUGAGAAGAAUGACAGCCCAGCUAUGAAGAAAGCAGUGUCCCUCCUUUCCCUCACCACCCCAAACAGUAACCGUAAGCGUCGACGUCUGAAGGACACAUUGGCUCAGCUCACCAAAGAAACAGAGAUCUCUCCCUUCCCUCCGCGCAAAAGACCGUCAGCAGAGCACUCGUUGUCUAUUGGUUCACUGCUGGACAUCUCUAAUACUCCAGAGACAUGCAAGGCUUUGGCAGAAGACAGAGUAGGAGAAAGUUUUGUGGCCAAGACUAGGAUAGGAAGAAGGAAAACCAGGGAAAGGAGUAGGACAGACAGGGAGGAGAGGAGAAAAAGGUCCCAUCUGACUACAAAUGCUUGUCAACAACCAGAAGAAGAGCAGCACCAGGGAACUUAUGGAGAGAGUUCGAAGCCUUCUAAGAGUUCAACUCCGGUUCUCUCCAAGCAGUCAGCCAGGUGGCAGGUCUCCAAGGAGCUCUACCAAACUGAAAGCAACUAUGUAGACAUUUUAAGCACAAUCCUACAGCUUUUCAAGCAUCCAUUGGAAAAAGAGGGACAGGUGGGUGGACCUAUCCUGGCUCAAGAGGAGAUUAAGACAAUAUUUGGCAGCAUCCCAGACAUCUAUGAAGUUCAUACCAGAAUAAAGAAUGAUCUUGAGGAGCUCCUCACAGACUGGUCAGAAAACAGAAGUGUUGGAAACAUCAUUCUGAAAUACUCUAAAGAGCUGGUGAAGGCCUACCCCCCCUUUGUCAACUUCUUUGAAAUGAGCAAAGAGACCAUUGUUCAGUGUGAGAAACAAAAACCACGGUUUCAUGCAUUCCUCAAGAUUAACCAGGCCAAGCCAGAAUGUGGCAGGCAGACACUGGUGGAGCUGCUCAUAAGACCAGUACAGAGACUGCCUAGCGUGGCCCUUCUUCUUAAUGACAUAAAGAAACAUACAUCGGAUGACAACCCAGACAAGAUAACACUGGAGAAAGCAAUUGAGUCUCUGAAAGAAGUCAUGACCCACAUUAAUGAGGACAAAAGGAAAACUGAAGGCCAGAAGCAAAUCUUUGAUGUUGUUUAUGAAGUUGAUGGUUGUCCUGCCAACCUGCUGUCCUCCCAUCGUAGCCUCGUUUACCGAGUAGAAACCAUUGCUCUGGGAGAUCAGCCAUGUGACCGUGGUGAAAAUGUCACAUUGUUCCUCUUCAAUGACUGUCUUGAGAUUGCAAGGAAGCGACACAAGGUGAUCAAUACGUUCAAGAGUCCGCUGGGACAGACGAGACCACCGCCCCCCCUGAAACACAUAGCAUUAAUGCCGCUGUCUCAGAUUCGACGAGUGCUGGACUUGCAAGACACAGAAGAGUGUGUGAAUGCAUUCGCCUUGGUGGUUCGCCCUCCGACUGAACAGGAGAACUUGUUGUUCAGCUUCCAACUGGCGGGAGAGGAAACGGUUAAAAGCGCCUGGCUGCGAACACUUUGCCGCCAUGUAGCCAACACCAUCUGCAGGGCUGAUGCGGAAGACCUUAUUCAGUGUACAGACCCAGACUCACUGCAGGUCAGCACCAAGGAUAUGGACAGCACCUUGAGCAAAGCCUCCAGGGCCAUCAAGAAAACCUCUAAAAAGGUGACAAGAGCGUUUUCUUUCACCAAGACCCCAAAGCGUGUGAUCCAGAGGGCUUUCAUGGCCAACAGUCCUUCAGAUGAGAAAAGCCAGAGGCUGAGCUGUGAAAACCGCAUCGGCAGCAGCACCACGUUGGCUGCACACCACUCACCCUCCAUGGUCCAUCUGCCUACCAUGUUUGAGAGGAAGUAUCACACAUUCAGUCGUUCCACCACCCACCUCUUCUGAAAUGCUUCUGUUUGAAGGCACCAGCAGGAGUCAUUGCUAGCCUUUUCCACCUCGUUUGCUUUGACUGACACUAACAGCAAGAUUUGACCACAUAGGUCGAUUUGCAUAAAGUUAAAGCUACCUGUAAAUACGACAAACUUAUAUUUGUCCAAACCGGUGCUUCAGGCUUACACAGAUUUAGCCUAUCCAGAAGAAAUGGCUUUAAGCCAUCAUAAUGCACUGAAUGUAGGGACUUACUGAUAUUUGCCAGUAUCAGAACUGUCCUGCAGCUGUCUGUGGCUUCCCAUCUGAAAUAUGAGCAGCAGUGGGGGCAAGCUGGUCAUAAUUUUUAUGCUUUAUCCAGCUAAUAUUAGUCAUUUGCUGCGAACUUCCAGGACUUCCUUUCUUUUUCCAAACUCACAAUGUUUGAAUUGAGACUGCAUCACUAGGGCCUAACUGGAACGGUACUGUGCCAUGUUUGUGUUUGAUAGCCACUGCUUUGGUCAAGUUUGACUUAAUUUAAAAAAUAUGAAGGACAAAUUUUUAGUUUUUCUUGACAUUUUCUGUGUGUGUUUGUGUACUAGUUACAUUUUCAGUGUUUCUGUUUCCCUAUUCAGCUUCCUGAUUUCUAAGCAACCGCUCAGUGCCGUUCGUGGUUAUAAGCAUAGACCAAGUUUCAUCAUGUUUGUAUACAUGUGGUUUAAAUGGGAAUUUAAUCGCAUCUACGUUUGUUGCUAAAUGCUAUGGUAAAAUAAAUUAACAUUAAUUUUGAAGUUAGGUUUUUUUAUUUAACAGGGGAAAAUAGUUAAUCUAUUGUGUUGACUUUUUUGCCCUUCAAUGUUAUGUUUUUUUUUUUGUUUUGUUUUUUUAAUUAACUCUAACUGACAAUUGUCAUUGUUUUAUUGUAGUGUUGUAGAUUUUCUCUCUCCGCAUGUAAUAAUAUUCUAAUUAACUCACCUUGUUAAUGUAAACUUAAGCUUCCAGCUUUUAUAAAGCUUCUAUUUUAACAUUUGAGAGGUUCAGUUCCACAGAUCACAACCAUAUGUUUCUUCCCAGUACACUUGUACCUGUUUUAAAAGCCUUUUUACACAACAUCUGUAUCUGUGCGUAUAUUCGAGAAGUGAUGCUGCCUUGGUGUACAUAUUUAUUCUUAGUACUUUUUUUGUGUUUUGUUUUUUCCCUGAAUUACAUUAUUUAUGUUUGUUCUCUCGUAUCUUUAAGGCUCUUCUCACCAAGCCUAAUCAUUUCUACUUCUUUUAUCUCAACAUUAAAUGCACUUAAAAAUGUAUGUUUUCAUUUCAUGAAGAUGUAGGGGUUGGUGGCUAAAUACGUUAAGUCAUUUGUGUUAAAAUAAAUUUAUUUACUAUAUCCCUGAAAA